Molecule: messenger RNA, 3139 nt
Organism: Pyricularia oryzae 70-15
Lineage: Eukaryota; Fungi; Ascomycota; Sordariomycetes; Magnaporthales; Pyriculariaceae
Exons: 4
Coding region: 425-2923 (832 amino acids)
Source: RefSeq, a predicted model, not a curated record
UUUGAAGGAAAAAAAAAACAACCAACAUGUCGAACAAAAAAGCCUUACAAGGUCAAACCAUUGAGCUUCAAAACCUUGCCCAGGCUUGCCUGGCAUCGUGGGGUCACAUCUGCAGUGGACACCCCUUUUUUUCCCAAGAGAACGACCAAGAAAGACAGAGGAUUGUCGCGCAGACUCGCGCUCCGCUUGCGCGGUCCGUUCUUUUUUUAAACCCACCAGCCCAAAACUUAUGGCUCACGGACACUCUGAACGGACGAUCUUCGUUUUGAAGGCGGGUUGGGCCAGGGUUCACGACGCGGUUAAUGGACUCAAUACGGCAACCCCACACUAUUUCUGUUGCAGAGUCCCAAACCUUACUGUAGUUCGCAGCAUUGGCCCCAGUCAAGCCAGUUUUCUGCGGAGUCAGGUUCUCUUGAGAACUUGAAUGCCACUCUGUUUAAAACUCGAUCAAAGUGCCCCUGGCGCCCGCUCGCCUCCCCCCAAAAAAGGGUCCAAGGAAAGUGGACUGAGAGUGUUUGGUCCCGGCAGAUAUUUUCCUUACGUUUUACACCUUUUUUCAUUUUCAUUUAAUGCGUUACGCCCCCAAUUUGACUUUGCUAGAGAGAGAGAAUGGGACUUGUGCGCUCGCUGGUGCGGUCCGUUGACUUCGGAUCCGAGCGCCAUGUCGCACCGCAAAGAAGAUGAUGACCUAGUCUCGCCGGUGUCCCCGGCCUCGGUCGUCUUUCCAAUUGACCAACCGGGUGUACCGAGCCGUGCAAGCAGUAUCGACUUGGUUCGCGAUGGAAGCCGUUCUCGAAUCCAGGAGCCCGUACAGGAGCCCUUUCACUUCCAGAUGCCCAUCCAGGUGCCCAGGCCGUCAGCGGCCGCGCGGAGGAGAAGCUCCCAAAUUUCGCCCAGAACGUCGUUCGAUAACAGUCAACAACAACGACAACAACAACAUUUCAACCAGUACAGAUCCCGGGCGGACAGUACUGCACAAGCACAGCACUCCGAGAGUCGUGCACCACCCAACCUGAAUACUUACCAAUUUCAGCAGCAGAACCAGACCCAGCAUCAGUAUGAACAGUCUUCCAUAUAUGGAGACUACAAGCCAACCGCUCGGGUAGCUCGAUCCGACUCAACCGCCAGCACCAUCUGCCCGACUGAGCCUCCCAGCAAAUGGGCUUACAUGACCCAGGACGGUUGGUUCUUUGAGACCGCCUCGCUAGUGUUUAGCCUCUUGUGUGUCGUCGGCAUCUUGGUUAUCCUUAUCUUGAUCCAAGGAAAGAGGGUAGACGACUGGCCUGUGAUCCUGACGCCCAACACGUUCGUUUCGCUGCUGUCAACACUUUCCAAGGCAGCUUUGCUCGUGCCCGUCGCCAACAGCAUCGGUCAACUCAAAUGGCUCCAUUUUGAAAAGGGGAGGCCGCGAAGACUUGUGGAUCUUGAGGUCUUCGAUGGGGCCACCCGCGGGCCAGCCGGCGCCAUGUCCUUGCUGUGGCACAGCAGCACACGAAGCUCAGUUGCCGUCGUCGGUUCCGUGAUUACUAUUCUUGCCCUGCUUGCCGACCCUUUCUCGCAGCAGGCAAUCAACAUUACCAGCCAGAAAGGUGAGGCACCGAGUGGUAUUGCUAUGUUUGCCAACGCUACAGUAUACGACUCGGGUGCCAGCGUUAGAGGCCAACAGUCUACUGUCAAUCCCGACGCUUCCAUGUACGGAGCAGUCCUCAGUGGCGUCUUUACUGCGACGCCAGCAAACUUGGGGUUUGUCUGCACUACCUCCAGCUGCAACUGGCCGGGCAGCUACCCGUUCCUCGGCGUACGGUCUAGCUGCAGCAACGUGACUCACCUGACGGUCGAAGACUGCUCUACUCCUGGUAGUGAUGGCCAAUUUCAGUGCAGCUAUGCAACUCCUGGCAACUUCACUAUCCAAACAAAGACCUUCUUGGACCAAGGUACCCUUCGAUCGACAGUGCUCAACUCGGUCAGCGCCACCCAAUUGAGCAGCCGAGACGCCCAACUUGCCCGUUACGCAGUUUGGAAGCGCCAAACCGACCAGAACUCGCCCUGGGAGGUCACCGAGUGCACGCUGUCAUUUGCAGCCUACUACUACGGCAACAUCUCUGUGAUUAAAAACAGGCUGCUCGUGGGCGCCUCGGUCGUUUACCCACUCCGAGGACCCCCGGGACCAGACUUUGACAACGCCAGAGGGAAAGCGCAGGUUAUGUGGCGCUUCAUGCCCAACAUGACCAACUCGCUCGAGGACGACCAGACCAUGGGCUUCGAAGCCGGUGGCAAGGUGUCGCGGGGCCCUGAGGAGUGGCGACAAGGCCUUGCGCCCGUUGAGAUGAUGGUUGGCCUCGGGGACUUUAUGGAGGCCAGGGGGAUCCUCUCCCGCGAGGUUUUCACAGCCAACCUAGAAGAGCCGCAGCCGAUCGACUCCGUUGACAAUGACGCUCGUGGCGUGGCAAGGACUGUGCUCGCCACCGACGACACGUCAAUGCUGUCCAGGCGACUGGCGCGCAGCAUGACCGAACGACUUCGUCGCGGUGGAAACGGCAACUCCUCGCCAACAGCACAAUCUCCCCUCGUUCGCGGUAUCGCGAUGGAGAUUGCGGCCUUUUACACCGUGUCCUGGGGAUUUUUCGUGUACCUGCCGUCACUGAUCGUUGUCGCCACGAUCCUGCUCCUCAUCACGGUCUACCAAGUCUCGCGGCACGAAGCGCGGGAGAGCAAGUCGGCCGGCCUGGAUGCUUCGGCAAACAUGCCCAGGUACAAAAACAGUUCCGUCGCACUGCUGCUGAACAAUCUUCAGGGAUACGAGGGAAGCAGCCGGGUCGAGGCAGCCAAAAGCACCCGGGCGGGAAUGAAGACGUUAGCGGAGAAGGAAUUCGUGUUGAAGUGGAGGGACGGUUUUGUCCGCGCGGGUGUGCCCGAAACAUAAAGUGGUUAUAGUUCAGACUGGUAUGAUGAAAUAUUGAGGCUGUUGAUAGUCGAGUGCAAGUUUGGAUACGUAAUCUAUCAGGGUUGGACAUGUUAGUUAUAAAGUGACUGCCCUGGGUACUUACCUAGUUACACCGUAUCCGGUUAGAUAACAUGUAAUCUCUUGUGUUGUGCUGCGGACAUGGCAAGUCUUCCUGCACACACUAGUGAAGUCAAG